AUGCUGGCGCAGCGCGUUCUGGGAAGGGAGCUUCAUGCAGGCCCAAUCCACGCCCGCCCCUUUGUGGCCGAGUUUCGCUGCGAGGGCCGCUGCAGCGGCACGGUGAUGAACAAUCCGGGCCUGACGGGCACCCCCGCCUUUGCAGCCGAGUACAGCAAGGUCUACAACGACUGCAAGCUGCUGGCCAUCGCGGAUGAGGAGGGCUUUGUGUCGAUUGUGGACACAAGCGCGGAGCUGCCCACAGAGAUGGCGGACGACUGGGGCCCCAACAAGCCGCGCGCGCAGUGGCUGGCCCACCGCAACGCCGUCUUCGACAUUGCCUGGUGCAACGACGACAGUCAGAUGCUGACCGCCUCUGGAGACCAGACGAUCUCCCUGUGGGACACCGGCCACGCCGACCUGCUGGCCUCCUUCCGCGGGCACAGCGGCAGCGUCAAAACCGUGGCGCCAAGCCCCGCCGCCCCCUCCAUCUUUGCCUCUGGCGCGCGCGACGGAGCGCUGCUGGUGUGGGAUGCGCGCGUGGCGGCGCGCUCCGAUGCCAACACCGGCCAGCAGUUCCACUCCCCCGUCGUCACAAUCCAGGACGCACACGCGCUGAGCGAGAAGCAGAAGCGGCGGCGCACGCCGCUGCAGGGGCGCACGCGGCCCUCCGUCACCUCCCUUGCCUUCCUGCACGGCGACGGCAGCCAGCUGGCCACGGGAGGCGUGGACGGCAUCGUGAAGUUUUGGGACCUGCGCCAGGCAGGCGGCGGCGCCACGGGGGAGGCCGCCCCGGCCAUGCACCUGUCCCGCCUGUGCGACGCCAGCGUGCCGCACAUCAGCCAGAAGCAGCACGGCAUCACCUCGCUGGCGCUGCACCCGCAAGGCGCGCCUGCAGCCGGCAGCGGGGCCUGCGCCCGCCUGCUGGUGAGCCUGAUGGGGGGCCACCACCUGGUCUACGAUCCGCUGCGCCCCAGCAUCGGCCCCACGCGCUGGUUUGGAGGCCACACAGUCACCUCCUUCUAUGUCAAGGCGGCCUGGAGCCCUGACGGCACACACAUCAUCAGCGGCUCCACCGACAGAAGCGCAUACAUCUGGGAGGUGGAUGCGCCAGACGGCGCCAGCCCCUACGUGCUGCCUGGGCACCAGGGCGAGGUGACGGCGGUGGCGUGGUGCCCAACCGACUUCCAUCAGAUUGCCACCACCGCCGACGACGCCACCGUCAGGGUGUGGACCAUCCAGCGGCAGCAGCCCGAGGAGCAGGCAGAUGAUGGCAGCGCGCGCCUCGCCUGGGUCUACCCCUGGCAGCAACAGCGCCAGCUGCAGGCCGCCGCAGCAGCAGCGGCGGCCUACGACGAUGCCGCGCGUGCAGAGGCCGCCACGCCCGGCCCCUCCUCGCCGCCGCCCGCCAGCUCCGGCGCCGACGGCACGCCCUGGGCGCUGGGCUCCUCCGCAGCCGGCAGCGGCGGCGGCACCAGCCUGCUGAGGGCGGCGCGCAGCGAGGGCACCGUGAACCGGCGCAGCGCGCUGGGGGCGGCGCGGGCGGCGCGGGGCGGCGACGAGAACAGCCACGCCAACCUGCGCCCGCAGCAGGCGGCGCCGGCAGGCGCGGAUGCGCAGCGUCAGCAGCAGCAGCAGCAGCGGCGGCAAGCAGGCGCUGCGCCGCAGCCACAGCAGCAGCGGCAGCACGAGCUGCGAGCGCAGGGGUCGGUGCCAGGCAUGGCGGGUGCAGCGGGGCGGCUGCCUCCCAGCACGACGCCCUAUGCCGCCGCGGCGGCGCCGCUCGGCGCCCCAGCCAGCACCACCCCCGCCGGCAGGGCCACGGCGGGUGGCAGCGGUCGCCCGAUGCGGCGCCUGGGAGACCUGCUGCAGGCCGCCCCCAGCACGCGCCGCGCCAACAAGCAGACCUCCAUCACUUGCUUCCUCGGCUCCCCGGCCGGGACCCGCAAGCGCGGCAGCCGAGAGCCGCCCGCCGCCGCCUCCGCCGCUGCCGGCGAUCGCGUCUCGCCGCUGCCGCUGCCGCUGCCAGGGCUUGGCGGCUCCAAGCUGCCCCUGCCCAGCCCGCGAUCCAAGAGGAUGCGCGUGUCUUUCUGCUCCCCCAGCGCCGCCAACCCGGCGCCCUGA
Molecule: messenger RNA, 2103 nt
Organism: Chlorella variabilis
Lineage: Eukaryota; Viridiplantae; Chlorophyta; Trebouxiophyceae; Chlorellales; Chlorellaceae
Exons: 11
Coding region: 1-2103 (700 amino acids)
Biological process (GO): proteasome-mediated ubiquitin-dependent protein catabolic process
Cellular component (GO): nucleus
Molecular function (GO): protein-macromolecule adaptor activity; protein binding
Source: RefSeq, a predicted model, not a curated record